AGCAUUGUUACACACGAUACUAUUAGAGAGUAGUCCGCGUCUUCUGCUGGGACACGCACUAAUCCCUCAUCUUCGUUUGCCUCCCAACAUGAAGUUCACCCUUGUCCACCUUCUCUUCCUCUGCCUUAAUCUAGCAGCCUACACCACCGGCGACGACCAAUUCGUCUACUCCGGUUUCUCUGGCGCAAACCUCACCUUCGACGGCGCAGCCACGGUCACUCCAGGCGGCCUCCUCCAGCUCACCAACGGGACAGACCAGCAGAAAGGCCACGCUUUCUACCCGACUCCGCUAAACUUCACCAGGUCUCGUGGCGGAGAGGUGCAGUCCUUCUCGGCCUCCUUCGUGUUCGCCAUCUUGUCCAUCUACACCGAUCUGAGCGCCCACGGCAUGGCCUUGGUCGUGGCGUCGAGCAAGAACUUCUCCUCCGCUCUGCCUGGCCAGCUCCUUGGCCUCACGGACAUCCAAAACAACGGCAACGACAGCAACCACUUCUUCGCCGUGGAGCUGGACACGAUCCAAAACAAGGAGUACAACGACCUCAACGCCAACCAUGCCGGCGCUAACGUCAACGGUCUCACAUCGCUGCAGUCCUACUACGCCGGUUACUUCGAUGACAAGGAUGGUAACUUCCGCAACCUGAGUCUGAUUAGCCGCCAGGCCAUGCAAGUGUGGGUGGAUUAUGACCACAAGGUUGCGCAGAUCGCUGUGACCAUGGCUCCCAUCAAGAUCGGCAGACCUGUAAAGCCAUUGUUCACAGCCACCUACAACCUCACAGCUGUGGUCACAGACGACGCAUACGUCGGUUUCUCCUCUGCGACCGGCACAUUCGACGUGCGACACUAUGUACUUGGUUGGAGCUUUGCCAUGAACGGCCCUGCUCCGGCCAUCGACAUCUCCAAGCUACCAAAUCUUCCGCGUGUAGGACCGAAGCCACGAUCCAAGGUAUUGGAAAUAGUUUUGCCAAUAGCAAGUGGAGUGUUCGUCCUCAUCCUGGGCACCAUUGUUGUCCUCGUACUGCAAAGGCGUUUUAGGUACGCCGAGCUACGGGAAGAUUGGGAGGUUGAAUUCGGGCCACGACGAUUCGCAUACAAGGAUUUGUACCGUGCAACAGGAGGUUUUAACAACACACACCUGUUAGGAAUUGGAGGAUUCGGCAGGGUAUACAAGGGUGUCCUUCCAGCGUCUGAGGUGGAGAUUGCUGUGAAGAAGGUGUCACACGACUCAAAGCAGGGCAUCAAGGAAUUCAUUGCAGAGGUGGUUAGCAUAGGACGUCUCCAACACCGCAAUCUUGCACCAUUACUUGGUUACUGCCGACGAAAAAGUGAGUUGUUUCUGGUCUACGAGUACAUGUCAAAUGGAAGUGUUGACAAGUACCUGCACGGCAGAGAAGGCAAACCAAUUCUGAAUUGGGCUCGUAGGUGGCAUAUCAUCAAAGGCAUUGCAUCAUGCUUGGUCUACCUUCAUGAAGAGUGGGAAAAAGUUGUAAUCCAUCGGGACAUCAAAGCCAGCAAUGUCCUCCUGGAUAGCGACAUGAACGGAAGGCUUGGUGACUUUGGCCUUGCAAGAUUGUACGACCACGACACUGAUCCGCAGACCACACAUGUGGUUGGAACGAUAGGAUACCUAGCUCCAGAGCUAGGACACACUAGCAAAGCGACCCCUCUUACUGACGUAUUUGCUUUUGGAGUAUUCAUUCUUGAAGUUACUUGUGGGCAGAGGCCUGUCAACAAUGCAAGCUUACAGGAGAGCCAAGUGCUGCUGGUCGAACGGGUGCUCGAGCAAUGGAGCAAGGAAUCGCUCCUCGAUACCGUGGAUAAGCGGCUUGAGGGCAACUACGACGCUGCCGAGGCAUGUGUGGCUCUCAAGCUAGGCCUGCUAUGCUCUCACCCAUUCGCGAAUGCAAGACCAUCUAUGCGGGAAGUGAUGCAGUACCUUGAGGGGGACAUGCCGCUGCCGGAGAUGACACCGACGGAUUUAAGUUUUCAGAUGAUGGCCAUAAUGCAGAAUGGAGGAUUUGACCAAUUCAUCAUGGCAUAUCCUUCAUCGUCAGCGAGUAUUGAAAGCACGUCUCUAAUUUCAGUUGGAAGAAAAAGUAUGAUGCAUAUACUCCUAGUCGUUGGCCAAGCUCCAGACAUGUAUCCGAUGGAGCGCACGUUGUUCCUACUACAUGCCAUCCCCUUCCUCGUUCUUCUUCACCUUGCAGCUUCCACAACCAGCAACGACCAAUUCGUCUUCAAUGGAUUCGCUGGUGUUAACCUCACCCUCGAUGGCAACGCCAUGAUCACACCAGACGGGCUCCUGGAGCUCACCAACGAUACCGUCAAUCUUGGCCACGCCUUUUACCCAACUCCACUGAGCUUGCAAAAGUUGCCCAACGGCACCGUGCAAUCCUUCUCGCUCAGCUUCGUGUUCGCCAUCCUCUCCGUCCACAACGGCAUAAGUGCCGAUGGCAUGGCCUUCUUCAUUGCUCCGACAAAGAACCUCUCCAACACAUGGGCGCAGUACAUGGGCCUCCUCAACAGCGGCAACAACGGCAACAAGAGCAACCACAUGUUCGCGGUGGAGCUGGACACCACCCAGAAUCAGGAGUUUCAAGACAUCGACAACAACCACGUGGGCAUCAACUUCAACAGCCUCAGCUCUUUGCAAGCCUACCCCGCUGGGUACUACGAUGACAAGGCUGAUGGAUCCUUCAACAACUUGACUCUUAUCAGUGGCAAGGCGAUGCAGGUAUGGGCUGACUAUGAUGGGGAAUCCACACAGAUCAAUGUGUUCUUGGCUCCCAUGGGAUGGGCUAAACCGGUGAGGCCACUGCUUGCAUCUUCCUACAACCUCUCCACAAUUCUGAGAGACCCAUCAUACAUCGGUUUCUCAGCCACAACCGGUGCAAUCAGCACAAUACACUGUGUUCUCGGCUGGAGCUUUGCCAUUGAUGGCCCUGCUCCAGCUAUUGACAUAGCUAAGCUCCCAAAGCUGCCACGGCUUGGUCCAAAGCCUCGCUCCAAGGUGUUGGAGAUCACCCUGCCGAUAGCCUCGGCCACAUUCGUCCUUGCAGUAGGAGUUGUUAUCAUUGUAUUUGUCCGCAAGAGAUUCAGGUACAGAGAGCUGCGCGAAGAUUGGGAGAUUGAUUUCGGGCCACACCGGUUCUCCUUCAAGGACUUGUUCCAUGCAACGGAAGGGUUCAGGCAAAAGAAUCUGCUUGGUGUGGGCGGGUUUGGCAAGGUGUACAAAGGUAUGCUCCCAAAGUCCAAACUGGAAGUAGCGGUGAAGAGAGUGUCUCACGAGUCGAGGCAAGGGAUGAAGGAGUUCAUCGCUGAGGUUGUCAGCAUUGGCCGCCUCAGACACCGCAACCUUGUGCCUCUGCUUGGGUACUGCCGAAGAAAAGGUGAACUUCUUUUGGUCUAUGACUACAUGUCGAAUGGUAGCCUCAAUCAGUAUCUGUAUUGUGAAAAUGGUCGGGCAUCACUGAACUGGGAGCAGAGGCUCCAUAUUAUCAAGGGCAUCGCAUUUGGCUUGGUCUACCUUCACGAGGAGUGGGAGAAAGUCGUCAUACACCGAGACGUUAAGCCAAGCAACGUGCUUCUAGAUAGUGAAAUGAACGGAAGGCUAGGCGACUUUGGUCUUUCAAGGUUGUACGAUCAUGGCACUGACCCACAGACCACACAUAUGGUUGGAACCAUGGGGUACCUGGCUCCCGAGCUGGUACGCACGGGCAAGGCGUCCGCUCUUACAGACGUUUUCGCGUUUGGCGUAUUUCUUCUCGAGAUCGCUUCUGGGCAGAGACCUAUCAAGCAAAAUCCAUUUGGGAACCAACAUACAUUGGUCGAUUGGGUUAUAGAGCGCUGGCAUAAUGGAUCUCUCGUGGACACCCUGGAUCCGAGACUCCAGGGUCAAUACAACAUCGAUGAGGCAUGUUUGGUGCUAAAGCUAGGCCUUCUCUGCUCCCACCCUUUUACCAGUGCAAGACCCACAAUGCGGCAAGUCAUGCAGUACCUCCAGGGUCAUACACCGCUACCACAGCUAACAGCAGCACAUUUCGGCUUCACUAUGCAAGCUCUGGCGCAGAACAAAGGGUUGGAGUCCCCAAGUAUGCCGUAUCCUCAGCUAUCGACCAGUUUUGCCACAUUCUCUGGCCUCUCCGGAGGAAGAUAGCUUAUUAUUUGGGAUGGUAUCUACACUUGGGAUCUUAUAGUCCCACUAUAAUCAGGACUGUCAUGUACUCCCCCGAAAUUCCCAAUAAAUGCUUUCGUAAAUGGUAUUCAGGUUUAACACAUGAUAAGAUAGAGAAAGCAUGUAGUCACAUCUCAUUCAGAAAAUAGAAAAGCAAUACACCAGGAACUGUUCCAACAA
Molecule: messenger RNA, 4351 nt
Organism: Lolium perenne
Lineage: Eukaryota; Viridiplantae; Streptophyta; Magnoliopsida; Poales; Poaceae
Product: L-type lectin-domain containing receptor kinase SIT2
Biological process (GO): protein phosphorylation
Molecular function (GO): carbohydrate binding; ATP binding; protein kinase activity
Source: RefSeq, a predicted model, not a curated record